This is a messenger RNA of Mus caroli (Ryukyu mouse), 581 nucleotides long. RefSeq names its product ribosomal protein S18 (gene Rps18). Gene Ontology annotation, cellular component: ribosome; small ribosomal subunit; cytosol. Lineage: Eukaryota; Metazoa; Chordata; Mammalia; Rodentia; Muridae. The record is from RefSeq and is a predicted model, not a curated record. Gene Ontology annotation, biological process: translation. Gene Ontology annotation, molecular function: RNA binding; structural constituent of ribosome.
GAAUCUAUAUAAGACUUAUACGUCACUUCCGCUCUCUCUUCCACAGGAGGCCUACACGCUGCCGUCUGUGCCGCCGCCAUGUCUCUAGUGAUUCCUGAGAAGUUCCAGCACAUUUUGCGAGUACUCAACACCAACAUCGAUGGGCGGCGGAAAAUAGCCUUCGCCAUCACUGCCAUUAAGGGCGUGGGGCGGAGAUAUGCUCAUGUGGUGUUGAGGAAAGCAGACAUCGACCUCACCAAGAGGGCUGGAGAACUCACGGAGGAUGAGGUGGAGCGAGUGAUCACCAUCAUGCAGAACCCACGACAGUACAAGAUUCCAGACUGGUUCCUGAACAGACAGAAGGAUGUGAAGGAUGGGAAGUACAGCCAGGUUCUGGCCAACGGUCUAGACAACAAGCUGCGUGAGGACCUGGAGCGGCUCAAGAAAAUUCGAGCCCAUAGAGGGCUGCGCCACUUUUGGGGCCUUCGUGUCCGCGGUCAGCACACCAAGACCACUGGCCGCAGGGGCCGAACUGUGGGUGUAUCCAAGAAGAAAUGAGUCUCUGGGCCUUUGCUGUUAAUAAAUAGUUUAUAUACCUAUGA